AUGACAGAAGUGACAACAACUGCAACUGCAACAACAGAAACAGAAGUGUCUACGACGGCUGAAAUGAAUGCCACGAUAGAUUCAUCGCAGUUAAGGAGUACCGAGCCCAAGAGAGUGAAAGUUUACGUUUUAGAAGAUAAUGAAUGGAAAGAUACUGGGACAGGUUUUUGCAUUGGAGAAAUCAAUCACGAACUUUCUUCAGAAUCAAAAGAUGAAAAAGAUACUGCCUUUUUAAUUGUUACUGACGAGGAAUUUCCUACUAAUGUAUUGUUGAAGUCCAAACUUGAAGGGAAUAUUGAAUAUCAACGCCAAGAAGAAACUUUAAUUGUUUGGAAAGAUCUUUUGGGUCAUGAUAUUGCAUUAAGUUUUGAAGAAAGUAUUGGAUGUGACUCCUUAUGUGAAUUUAUUGUCCAGGUACAAAAGAAAGUGGAAAAUAAUAUCUCAUUAGUGGCUGUCAAGUCAAAUGAUAAUGGAGUAGGUUCAGUGCACGAGAUCAUAACUGGUCCUGUAGUAUUACCAAAUUGUGAACCUGAACAAGAUUUUGAUAAGCUAAUGGAAUCCUUAAAGAUAUUAAAUGAAAAUACUGCAUUUGAAUUUUUGAAAAAUGAAACUAUAGAAUUUGUCUUACAAUCUCAUUACAUCGACAUCCUGAUUACCCAUUUCCAUAAGGCAGAAAAGGAACACUUAAUAAAGGAUUUAUUUUUAUUGAGUAAUAUCAUAAAGAGCUUAAUCCUCUAUAACCAGAGAGAUAUUCUGGAACAAAUGGUGGAAGAUGAUAGAAUUAUGGGAAUUGUUGGUAUUCUUGAGUAUGAUACCGAAUUUCCUUCUUCGAAAGCAAAUCAUAGAGAGUGCUUGAAAUCAGGUGAUUCUAAUUUUAAAGAAGUUAUACCGUUGGAAAAUGAAGAUUUGAAAUGUAUUAUUAAGAAAUGUUUUAGACUACAAUUCUUAAAGGAUGUUGUUUUAGUAAGAUUUUUAGAUGAUCACAACUUUAACCUUAUUAUUGACGUGAUACUGGAUUUAGAAACGUGUAUCAUUGAUUUCUUACAAGUUGACCCGUUCCUGGAUAAGAUACUGGCCCUUUAUCGCGACCCCCCUAACCAAUUAGAUCAAUCACAAUUAGAACUGCGGAAAAAUGGUAUAAAAUUAAUCCACCAAUGCAUUCAAGUUUCCAGAAAUUUAGAACCACUAGAUAAAUCAAAAUUCUUUAAGACUUUGGUUAGGAAGGGUUUAUUUAUUGCCUUAGAUUACGCAUUCAAUAUUGAAGCAGACAGUAAUAUUCGAAUUUUGGCAACAGAUAUGAUAAUAACGAUAAUCGAGCAUGAUAUAUUAUUGAUUCAUAACGUCCAAAUUGAAAAUAAAAUUAAACCUGAUGUGGAGAAUGAGAAGAAACUGUCAUCCCCUUCAUUAUCGUCAAUAUCUCCAGACAUGCCUCUGUUGCUGAUAUUAUCAACGAUACUUCUUACAGAUAAGAAUCCGGGUUUGAGGGAACAAGUUGUUCAGGCGUUAAAUACAUUGUUACAUCCUGAAGGAUGUAUUGCCGGUGGUCCUGACAUGGAUCUAUUGGAUGAACAAACUUCAAAUAAUUUAGACAUGCUAUCUGAUGAUUUGGACGAUAGCUUGAACACGAUAAGUACUAGAAAGAAUGCCACACAAGAAAAUUCCGAUAUCGGAAAGAACUCAGAGUUUCAAGUACUGGAAUAUUUCAACAAUUUUUAUAGAGAAAUUGCUCCAAUACUUUUCAAACCAUUGAUGAGCAAUGCUGAGACAGAGAGUACACACGAUGAUAUUCUUUUGAUCCAUCUUGUGAAGUUGAUUUCUUUUAUCUCAUUAGAACAUAAUAGAGCCACGUCUAGGAAAUUUAUCCUUGAGAAUGCCAUAUUGAAAAAUAUAGCAAAUUUGAUUACCGGUAACCACAUAUUACAGUUGAAAUUGACAUGCAUUAGAUUUCUUAAGAAUGUCUUAUGCAUGGAUGACAAAUAUUACCAUAGAUACAUGAUAUCAAACAACCUCUAUGAUCCGAUCAUCUCGUUAUUGAAGGAUAAUAUCACUGAGGACAAUUUAACAAAUUCCUGCAUUCAAGAUUUCUUCAAGAUAAUAUCUUUACAAUGUUCGCAAUCUGAAAGAACUGAAUCAGAUGACUACAAUGGAUUAAAUGGAUUAAACGACCCGACUAAUGACCCUGUUCUUGGUUAUAAGAGAACCAACUUUACUAUGUUGAAUAAAUAUCUUUUAGGACGCUAUGGAGAACUAAUUGAGCGCUUACAAGAUAUUCCAUUUAUUAAGGACAUGAUCGAGUUCAACAAAACUCAACUUAUGCUAGAGAAUGCAGAAAAGGAUGAUUUCAACGAAAAAGACGAUAUAGCAAUGAACUUGACAGAACUUCGGAGUAAUGAUACCAACAUCAAUGAGUUAAGGAUAGGUGAUAAACGUUUACAUUCAGAAUUGGAUUCAUCUAAUUCCAAUGGGAAUCUUAUUUUAAGUAAAUCCAUUGAUUGUAACACAAAGGAAAAUGACAACGUUUGA
This is a messenger RNA of Naumovozyma castellii, 2523 nucleotides long. RefSeq names its product Psy2p (gene PSY2). Lineage: Eukaryota; Fungi; Ascomycota; Saccharomycetes; Saccharomycetales; Saccharomycetaceae. The transcript has a single exon. The record is from RefSeq and is a predicted model, not a curated record. Bases 1 to 2523 code for a protein of 840 amino acids.